Messenger RNA from Nestor notabilis (Kea), 1536 nucleotides. RefSeq names its product phosphatidylinositol glycan anchor biosynthesis, class V (gene PIGV). Gene Ontology annotation, biological process: GPI anchor biosynthetic process. Lineage: Eukaryota; Metazoa; Chordata; Aves; Psittaciformes; Psittacidae. Gene Ontology annotation, molecular function: alpha-1,6-mannosyltransferase activity; GPI mannosyltransferase activity. The record is from RefSeq and is a predicted model, not a curated record. The coding region runs from base 1 to 1536 and encodes 511 amino acids. Gene Ontology annotation, cellular component: mannosyltransferase complex; endoplasmic reticulum membrane. The transcript has 3 exons.
AUGGAGGUGGUGAGCAGGACAGACCCCCACCUGCGAGAGGUGGUGUGGUUUGCGGUGCGCUGCAGAGCCCUGACGCUUCUGCUGCAGGCCCUCUUCAACCUCCUGAUCCCAGAUCACGCUGCAGACGCUUUCUCCCCUCCUCGCCUGUCCCAGCCUGGCCUGUGGGACGUGCUGGUGGAGCAGCUGCUGGGAGGGCUGUCGCGCUGGGACGCGGAGCACUUCCUCUUCAUCGCCGAGCGCGGUUACCUGUAUGAGCACAACUGUGCCUUCUUCCCGCUGUACCCCCUGAGCCUGCGAGCCGUGGCCGAGGGGGCUCUGUGGCCCCUGCACUGGCUGCUGUGUGUGCGGAGCCGCCUGCUGCUCUCAGCUGUGCUGCUUAACUCCCUCUUCUCUGUCCUGGCAGCCGCUGCCCUGUAUCAGCUGGGCUGCGUCGUGCUGCAGUGUCGCAGCGUGGCUUUCCUCGCUGCCAUCCUCUUUUCAGUCAGCCCUGCCAACGUUUUUAUGGCAGCUGCUUACUCAGAGAGCAUGUUUGCCUUCCUGGCGUUCAGUGCCAUGUGGCAACUGGAGAAGGGGCAGAGCUGGCUCAGUGGACUGCUCUUCUCCCUUGCGGCUGGGGUGCGUGCCAACGGGCUUGUUAAUGCUGGCUUCUUUCUCUACUCCUGCAGUAAAUGCUUUGCCCUCCAGCUCCAGGUGGGUUCGGGGUCAAUGAGGACGUUCCCUCAGCUGUGGAAGCAGCUCCUCAGCGUGGCAUCUUCAGUGGUUCUGAUGUGUGCUGGGGUUUUCCUACCUUUUGCUUUAUUUCAGUAUUAUGCCUACAUGAGGUUCUGUGGUCCCGGAACCAGCCCGGAGCAGACUGUUCCUAAGCCACUGGUCCAGCUGGCUCUGGACAAGGGCUAUUCUCUGGCAGCCCCAAAUGGGGUAAAACCCCCUUGGUGCUCCCAGCAGGUCCCUGUGGUCUAUUCCUAUAUUCAAGACACUUACUGGAACGUUGGCUUUCUGAGGUAUUUUGAGCUCAGGCAGAUACCAAAUUUCUUGCUUGCUUUGCCUGUCACGCUUCUGGGCUCAUGGGCUGCCUGCACCUACAUCAUUGCAAACCCGCGGCACUGCCUAACUCUUGGUCUAGAGAGAAGAAAGAGUGAAGAGGAGGGUAAACCAAGAGCUGGAUUUUGCUGCCCUGCUGUCUUCGUCUAUGUGGUCCAUGCCACGGUCCUGCUGGCAUUUGGGUUCUUCUGCAUGCAUGUGCAGGUGCUGACCCGGUUCCUCUGCUCCUCCUCUCCCAUCCUGUACUGGUUCCCUGCUCCCCGCCUUCACGAAUACGAACCUUUACUCUGGAGUGAAGGGACUGAUGAUCAAACCUCUGCAUCUCGCUGCGAGGAAUCUCUUCUGGGUAAAUCAGGUUCCUGUGAGAACCCUGUUGUGAGGCUGCUGCUGAACUACAGAUCCAUCACCCUGCUCAGCACUUGCAUCCUCGGAUUCUUCCUGUCCUACUGGCUGCUGGGGCUGGUUCUGCACUGCAACUUCUUGCCGUGGACAUAG